Messenger RNA from Morone saxatilis (striped sea-bass), 1079 nucleotides. It is a transcript of the gene nkx2-1, whose product is annotated as NK2 homeobox 1. The transcript is spliced from 2 exons. Gene Ontology annotation, cellular component: nucleus. Bases 5 to 1048 code for a protein of 347 amino acids. Gene Ontology annotation, biological process: cell differentiation; regulation of transcription by RNA polymerase II. The record is from RefSeq and is a predicted model, not a curated record. Lineage: Eukaryota; Metazoa; Chordata; Actinopteri; Moronidae. Gene Ontology annotation, molecular function: DNA-binding transcription factor activity, RNA polymerase II-specific; RNA polymerase II cis-regulatory region sequence-specific DNA binding.
AACAAUGUCGAUGAGCCCUAAGCAUACGACUCCUUUUUCUGUUUCCGAUAUCUUGAGUCCCCUUGAGGAGAGCUAUAAGAAAGUAAGUAUGGAGAAUAACAACUUGGGGGCACCUCUCACUUCUUACCGGCAGCCGCAGGUCUCUCAGGCGGCGAUGCAGCAGCACCACAUGGGCCAUAAUGGGACUGUGUCUGCGGCUUACCACAUGACUGCGGCAGGUGUUUCUCAGCUGUCACACACGGCGAUGGGGGGCUACUGUAACGGCAACCUGGGAAACAUGGGCGACCUGCCGUCCUACCAGGACGGCAUGAGGGGCAGCACCACGGCCACCGGCUGGUACGGAGCCAACCCAGACCCGCGCUUCUCCACCAUUUCUCGCUUCAUGGGUUCCUCGUCGGGCAUGAACAUGGGCAGCAUGGGCAGCCUCAGCUCCCUGGCAGACGUGGGUAAAGGCAUGGGGUCUCUGUCCAGCACCCCGAGGAGAAAGAGGCGAGUCUUGUUCUCCCAGGCGCAGGUCUACGAGCUGGAGCGACGCUUCAAGCAGCAGAAAUACCUGUCGGCGCCGGAGAGGGAGCACCUGGCAAGUAUGAUCCACCUCACCCCGACCCAGGUGAAAAUCUGGUUUCAGAACCACCGGUACAAGAUGAAGAGGCAGGCGAAAGACAAAGUGUCCCAGCAGCAGAUGCAGCAGGACAGCGGCUCUUGCCAGCAGCAGCAGCAGCAGUCCCCGCGGAGGGUGGCCGUGCCGGUGCUGGUGAAGGACGGGAAGCCGUGCCAAGGCAGCGGCCACACGCCCACAUCCUCCGCACAGACCCACCACCAGCAAGGGGGCAAUGUCAUGAUCAUGUCCAACAACACGUCCGGUCUCGGGCAGCAUCAGAGCCAGCAGGUGGGAAGCACAGGUCACUCUCCAGAUUUGGCGCCGCACUCCUCCAGUCCGCCGUCGCUGCAGAGCCAAGUGGCCGGCCUCUCCCACCUCAAUUCCCCCGGCGCAGAGUACGGCUCGGCCCUGCAGUGUUCAGCCCUGUUAUACGGCAGGACGUGGUGACAAGAGGCGCCGGCUAUGAUUUAAAACCAAU